UCGUAUUCUCAGCAUCACUCGUUCUAAACCCAGAGCAGCAUCUGCGGAAACCUGUAUCUUCCUGUCUCACGCUCCCUCUGCCUUUCUCUUUCUGUCUCUGCAUCACCCUUAAUCCCUAUCUCACCUUCACUAGCCUGCUCUCUCUCCUCUUCUAAACCUCUGUCUCUCACCCUCACUCCCUGACAUUAUUUCCCUUUCACUGUCUCUAUCUCUAUUACAGUCUGUUCAUCUGUAUCACAUGGUCUCUGCACCAGGGUCUCAUAGAUUUAGGGUGGUCUCUGCAGCAGUCUCAUUCUCUCCCGCCGGGAAAUGUCUCUGAGAGAGGCUGCCUCACAAUAGGAGUUGUGUCAGCAGUAGUCUCACACACACCUGGAGCUGUCUCUCUCGGCAGCUUGAGGUUUUUGUGCAGACAUUUUCUACAUCUGGAGCUGUCUCUGCAGAGGUCUGUCUCAAACGUCUGGAGUUAUACGGGAUUUUCACAAUUCUCGAGUUAAUGGGAUAGACUGUAACUUCUCCAACAUCUACAUUCAUGGAAUUCACUGAGAUUCAAGAGGCAUCACAGCCCUUCGUGACCACUGUCCUUUGACCACAGGGUGUGACUGUGACCUCUACAUUCGCCCAAUGCCUACCUUCCAUCUUUGCCCACUCCUUUCACUUCUUCUCUGGGGCUGUCCCCUCACUAUCCGUGUGGUUGGGGAGAUGGUUCCUGGGCUUGGCAGGAAUGCUGGAUCCCCAGCAAGCCAUCCUCAGGGUCCUGGGCCUCCACUCAGGUCCAAACGUAGUUGGGUGUGGAACCAAUUUUUUGUGAUAGAGGAGUAUGCUGGCCCAGAACCUGUUCUAAUAGGAAGGCUGCACACAGAUGUGGAUCGAGGGGAGGGACGAGCCAAGUACCUGUUGACUGGAGAAGGAGCUGGCUCUGUGUUUGUCAUUGAUGAUAAGACUGGAAAUAUCCAUGUAACUAAGUCUCUGGACCGAGAAGAGAAAGCAGAGUACAUUUUACUGGCACAGGCUGUGGACAAAUUGACUCUUCGACCUCUUGAACCUCCCUCACAAUUUAUCAUCAAAGUGCAAGACAUAAAUGACAACCCUCCUGUCUUUCUACACCCUCCCUACAAAGCCACUGUGCCAGAGAUGUCCAACGUAGGAACCUCUGUGAUCCAGGUGACCGCCAGUGAUGCUGAUGAUCCUACAUAUGGGAACAGUGCUCGACUGGUGUAUACUGUCCUGGAGGGGCAGCCAUACUUCUCUGUGGACCCUCAAACAGGUGUGAUCCGUACUGCAAUUCCAAAUAUGGAUCGUGAAACCCAAGAUGAGUUUCUGGUUGUCAUCCAGGCCAAGGAUAUGGGAGGUCAUGUAGGAGGGCUUUCAGGUUCCACCACAGUGACGGUAACAUUGACUGAUGUCAAUGACAACCCACCAAAGUUCCCACAGAAUUUGUACCAGUUCACUGUAAUGGAGGAUACUACUCCAGGCUCUCUAAUUGGCCGCCUUAGAGCGCAUGACCCAGACAUUGGUGAGAAUUCAAUGAUGUCAUACAGUAUCCUGGAUGGUGAUGCUGGGGACACAUUCACUGUCAUAUCAGACUCUGCUGGGCAGGACGGCAUUCUGAAGGUUCAGAAGCCUCUGGAUUAUGAGUCACGUCGUUCCUAUACAUUCCGGGUGGAAGUGAUGAACACAGCCAUAGACCCACAAUAUAUUCGCCAAGGUCCAUUUAAGGAUGUAACAACAGUGAGGGUGACAGUUGGAGAUGUGAACGAGCCCCCUGUUUUUUCCCAUAAUCAUUACACCUUGAGCGUGCUGGAGAAUAUGCCCCGUGGGGCACUUGUGGGAGUUGUGCAGGCUCGAGAUCCAGAUGUACGCAGCAGUUCAAUCAGUUAUUCUAUUGACCCUGAUUCAGACCCUGAGGUGCUCUUCUCUAUUCAUCCCGAAGACGGGACUGUCCGGACAAGCAGAUCCUUGGAUCGGGAGGUCCAGGAAGAGUACAACAUCAUCAUUAGGGCCAGUGAGACUGACAGCCCUUCAAAGUUGUCACAUGCUGGAGUUGUAAUUCAGGUGCUAGAUGUUAAUGACAACCCACCAACUCUGGCUGAGUUGUACAAACCACACGUGUGUGACAAUGCACAGCCUGGACAGGUUAUCCAGACAGUGAGAGUAAAAGAUGCAGACAGUGAGAGUGGCCUGUUCUCUUUUCAAAGCCCUGGAACUCUCUCUGAUGCAAACUUCACAGUUCAAGAUAACAAAGAUGGAAGUGCAUCUCUCCUGGUAAGACACAGUGGUUUCUGGAAGUCUCAGAAAGAUAUCUUCCUGGUGCCAAUAGAGAUUAAGGAUGGUGGAGAUCCACCUCUCACCAGCACCGACACACUAACAGUCUCUCUGUGCCACUGUGAGACAAGCGGGGCCGUCCUGACCUGCCAUAUGACCACAGGAUCAGCAGCUGGACUCAGUACUCCUGCUCUCCUGGCCAUCUUAGCAUGUGCACUUAGCCUACUGGCCUUGGUGUCCCUGUUCUCUUUGCAGCGUAGACAUAAGCCUUCACCUCUGUCUCUUUGUGAAGAUGAGGAUGUGAGAGAGAAUAUUAUUACAUAUGAUGAUGAAGGCGGUGGAGAACAAGAUACUCAGGCAUUUGACAUGUCUGCUUUGCAGCCUCCACAGACUGGUCUUUCAGGGGGCUUCUUCCAUCCUCCUCGAAUGGACGUUCUUCCCCGGGUUCCACAUCACCCUGUACCACACUCCCCCAAACCUGCCCCGGUUGAUGUGCAGAGGUUUCUUGCACUUCGCCUUCGAGAGGCAGAGAAAGAUCCCACUGCACCUCCCUAUGAUUCCAUACAAGUAUAUGGAUUCGAAGGAGGUGGCUCUUCUGCUGGGUCUCUCAGUUCACUGACCAGUAGUUCUGGCUGUACAGUGGAAGAAGAACCAGGGGGAGAGGACAUUUGGGAGUGGGGUCCCCACUUCAGGACACUGGCAGAAAUUUAUGGAGUUAGGAAUACUUCUGAAGAGACUGAAAAUUAAAUUCCUCUGUUGGAGGAAUGAGUGUUUUAAUGAUCUCAUCACUGUCAGAAAUAUGUAGAGAGAGCACUGUCCAAGUCCUUCUCUUCCAGAAAAUUCAAAAAAGCUGUGAUUCAUCUUGUUUUCAUAUCAACCAGAGAAAGGCCUGCAAGAUAACUUGUUAAAAGUUCCUACGGAUGUUGUGCUGUUACGAGUUAUAAUAAAUUCUUACAGUCUUCCCACCGCUCACUGCGGGUGUCUAAGACACAAUCGAGAUAUUGUCGUUUAUGGAGAGCAAACAUUUUAUUUUCUAAAUAAAAA
Pelobates fuscus (common spadefoot toad) is the source of this 3306-nucleotide messenger RNA. RefSeq names its product cadherin 24 (gene CDH24). Lineage: Eukaryota; Metazoa; Chordata; Amphibia; Anura; Pelobatidae. Gene Ontology annotation, cellular component: plasma membrane; catenin complex; adherens junction. Gene Ontology annotation, molecular function: cadherin binding; calcium ion binding. Gene Ontology annotation, biological process: adherens junction organization; cell morphogenesis; cell-cell adhesion mediated by cadherin. The transcript is spliced from 12 exons. The record is from RefSeq and is a predicted model, not a curated record. Bases 622 to 3009 code for a protein of 795 amino acids.